This is a messenger RNA of Dovyalis caffra, 1275 nucleotides long. The record is from the annotation of a GenBank genome assembly. NCBI's taxonomy places the organism in Eukaryota, Viridiplantae, Streptophyta, Magnoliopsida, Malpighiales, Salicaceae.
AUGGAAGCUUCAUCACCUAUUUCACUUCAACAAACACCUCACCAAGAGUAUCCAGUACCUGAAGCCUCACUGAAACCAUACAAGAAAAGCUUUGUCACUUCUUUGAUGGAAGCAGCUACUUUACGCACUCCUUCUUUUAAAGAAGACACCUACUUCAUUUCCCAUCUCAAAAAUUCAGAGAAAAAGGCACUUCAAGAACUAAGAGACAAACUUUCAGUUUCUUAUGGGUCUGGCAGUACUAGUGAAUGUUCCAUGUGGGGUAUUCCUCUUUUAAGCAAUGAUGAAAAAGCUAAUGUGAUCUUGUUGAAGUUUUUGAGAGCUAGAGAUUUUAGAGUUCAAGAUUCACUUCACAUGUUGGAAAAGUGUUUGUCUUGGCGAAAAGAAUUUGGGGCUGAUAAUAUUGUUGAAGAGGAUUUGGGGUUUAAAGAACUUGAAGGUGUUGUUGCUUACAUGCAUGGUUAUGAUAGAGAAGGGCAUCCUGUUUGCUACAAUGCUUACGGGGUUUUUCGAGAUAAAGAAAUGUACGAGAGGAUAUUUGGUGAUGAAGAAAAGUUGAAGAGGUUUUUAAGGUGGAGGGUUCAAAUUCUUGAAAAGGGGAUCAAUCUUUUGCAUUUUAAGCCUGGUGGAGUUAACUCUAUUAUCCAAGUUACUGAUCUUAAAGACAUGCCUAAAAGAGAGCUUAGAGUUGCUUCUAAUCAGAUCCUGUCCUUGUUUCAAGAUAAUUACCCUGAAAUGGUUGCUCGUAAGAUUUUUAUCAAUGUGCCAUGGUACUUUAGCAUGCUGUACUCCAUGUUCAGUCCAUUCUUGACUCAGCGAACUAAGAGCAAGUUCGUGAUCUCUAAGGAAGGAAAUGUUGCAGAAACACUUUACAAAUUCAUUAGGCCUGAGGAUGUUCCACUUCAGUACGGUGGACUGAGUAGGCAGAGUGAUUUGCAGAAUGGCACUCCUAAGCCAGCCUCCGAGUUUACCGUCAAAGGAGGAGAGAAAGUGAACAUUCAGAUUGAAGGAAUUGAGGCUGGUGCAACCAUAAUAUGGGACAUAGUAGUUGGUGGCUGGGACUUGGAGUACUGUGCUGAAUUCGUGCCUAAUGCAGUAGGAAGCUACACUAUUGCUGUGGAGAAGGCAAGGAAAAUUGCACCAUCAGAAGAAGCAAUUCACAAUUCAUAUACAUCAAGAGAAGCUGGUAAAAUGGUGCUCUCAGUGGACAACACUGCAUCAAGGAGGAAAAAGGUUGCUGCUUAUCGAUACUUUGUUCGCAAAUCCACUGUUGUCUAA